CGAUUCGGUGGUCUUCGAAUUCGGCUUGAUCUUCUUGGUGCUACAUUGUUUUCAUUACUGAUGGAUGGCUGAUUGUCCUGCGAGUUUUCUUCAUAAUCGAAACCUUCAUCAUCAGUGUCUUCUUCUCGUGGUUUAUUUAUUCGCUUGAAAUGUGACACGUUCCGUUUCACAAUAUGACCAUCUUUACUUUGAGCAAGUAUUUCUGAACCAGUUUUCUUUAUCACUUUAUACGGUUUGUGAUUAAAAUUCGCAGUUAGCUUGUUUUUCUUUUCUUGUCUAACCAGUACAUAAUCUCCAACUUGUAGAUCACUUUUUCUUGUGUUUCUCCUUUGAUUUGCAUAUUCUCGGUUGCGUUCUUGUCGUGUUUUCUCAUUGUCUCGAGCUUCUUUAUGUCGAUUGACAAUCUUCUUGCUGUUUAUUACUGGUAAUUUUCCUUUUAUCACUCGGUUAAACAACAGUUCUGAUGGAGGUACUCCUGUAGUGCAAUGUGGAGUGGUACGAUAUUGUAAAAGAAAACGGUUCAAUUCUUGUUUCCAUGGUCGUCCUUCGAGUGUCGCUGUCUUGAGCGCUUUUCCUAACGGUCGCAUAAAUCGUUCAACUGUAGCAUUACCUUGGGGCCAAUAGGGUGUUGAAAACUUAGCUUGAAUACCAAGGGCUUUCAGAUAUCGUGCAUAGUCGUCUCCAUUAAAAGGGGGACCAUUGUCAGAUAUAAGGGUGUCAGGAAUGCCAUGGACUGAGAACAUUUUGUCAAGUUUUGGAAUGACUGUUGAGGCUCGUGUUGAAUGAACUAUCUCAACCUCUGGGAAUCUGGAGUAUCUAUCUACCGCCACUAACAGAUAUUCAGACGAUGGUAGUGGACCAUAAAAAUCUAUGUGGACAGUUCUCCAUGGUAACUCUGGCAUUUCGGUCAUACGUAAUGGUUCUGGAGGAUUCGCCUGUCCGACAGCUUGACAAGUGGUGCACUUAGCAAUUGUGUUUUUGACUUGGUUGUCAAUUUGCGGAAACCAGAUUUUUUCACGAAUUAGAGACUUCGUUUUCUCUAUUCCUAAGUGUGUCUCAUGUGCUAUAUCUAUUGCACGUUGUUGUAGAGCUGCAGGAAUGACAAUCCGUGUUCCUCGAAGUAUAACACCGUGUGUGGUAAACGUAAGUUCGUUUUUUACGGCUUUGAACGGUUUUACAAUUGGGGAAUCCCAUUUGUUUGUUUUAAUUGCAUCAUGGAGUGCUGUUAGUGCUGCGUCUGCGUUAGUUGCAUUGAUUAUUUCUUGUAAUGUCAUCGCCUUAGGGACACUGUUUUGAGUUAUAAAAUUAAUAUAUUGUUCCGUCAUCUUCUCCUGUUUUCGUUUGCUUUCGUUUGUUGGAUGACGGGAAAGAUAGUCCGCAGGGUUGCUGGCACCUGAUUUAUAAAUUAUCUUAAAGUGUCUAUGACAUGAAAAUCUCGAAUUGAUUUUUUUUCGAUAUAUUGAAAGAUCUAUAUGUAUAAAACAACCUGGCAAAAUUUCAUGUUAAUUGGUUUGAUAUUCUUUAAACUAAAACGAUUUAAAGUAGGAUAAAUUGUCAGUAAUUGUGCGAAUUUCUUUCGCGCGGUCAAUCAAGGUAUCAUAUGGCCUGUGACGUAGGCGUAUGGACAUAUCAGAAUCACAAUGUUUUAUAUUUGCAAGUAUGGCGGAAUCACAAAAAGCUCCUGUGAAGCGAGGUGGAAGAUACUGUGUUUGUGGCGGUCCUGGUGGUGUUAGUUGCAAAAAUUCUACGCACACACCAGGAAUAAUUAUGCAUAAAUUUCCUUCGGAAAAAACAAGACCGGACGAACGAAGAUUGUGGACAAAAUUUGUGAGAAGACACCGCACAAAUUUCUCACCCACACAAUACUCCGUUGUGUGUUCUGCGCACUUCGAGCCCUCGUGUUAUCCGCAGAGCUUUUCUCUGGAUAUCCCAGAACAUCUCAGACCGAAAGCGAGAUAUUUAAAGCCCGAUGCUCUGCCAACAAUUGAUGCUGUUCCGUUGGAGACAGAUAAAUUGAAAUCAACACCAGUUUCAAAGCGUCAAAACCGAAUGGUAAAUAUGAUUAUCUCAAUAUACAGUAUAUGUGUGAAUAUGUUUAUAAUGAUCUGAUUGUUUGUGUGUGUGCUGUUCUCUUGUGUUGCAUAUAUGUUUCAAGAUUAUAAUCACCAAUAUAUGACUUAAAUGUAAUAUGCAAAUACAUAUAUAGCGUAUACUUUAUUUACAUAUAUAGCGUGCACGUAAUAUUCGCCAACUGCUUGACUUCUCGUCUGGUUCUGGGUCAGUGGCAAACUCUGCAAGUGACAUGGAUAUCGACGAUGAUACACUAUUGGAUGUAGGUGAUAUUGUUGUUUCAGAAAAUGCCAACAACGAGCAAGAACCCGAAGUUGUCAACCCAAAAAAUGACCAAUCGUUUGCAAGCGCUUCGUUGAACGACCCCAACGUUUUGGCUAUGUCACCGUGCUCAGCUUGUGCUGAAAAGAAGGGGAAAAUUAUAUCCUUGCAAAAAUUGAAGUCUGGCCAGAGAAAGCAUCUGAAGAAGCGCACUGAAACAAUUCGUGACUUGAAGUUUGAAAUCAGACAUCUGGAGGCGGUAAGUGGAAAGAAUUAUACCAAAAUAUCUUUCGAGCUGAAAUGAGUCUAGGGUGGUUUGUUUUGAAAUUACAAGAUGAGGGACCCAAACACAAUGUAGUUGAUGAACACGUGCGAUUUGUUUGGGUUUAUUUAUUUAUAGUUAUUUGUAUUUUUUUACCAGCAACUUGCACAAAAGGAUGAAAUAGUGAAUAAUCCAGUGAGUGAUGAUGUAGCAAACCCAUCUGCUUGUGAUGUUAGCAUGGAUGAAGAUUCAUCCUCAGAUGAUGAUGAUGGUGAUAAUGAUAGUGAUGCGAGUGUUCACGAUGAUGACCCUGAUUGGGAGUAUGAUGCGUAUGCAUCAGAUGAUGAUGAAGUAGAGGAAGAUGACGAACCAGUUCCAUCGAAGCGAGAAGUGAGGUAUAGCAUGUUAGUAGUAUGAAUAGUCUGAAAAGCACUGCAGCAUUUCAUUUUUAGAAAUAUUAGCCAGCCUAAUAUUUAGAUAUUAUAUACGUCUUUUAUCAUCUGUAGGGUUGAACCAGGAGUGUUGCCGAUGGAUGAGCCUAAAUUCAUUGUAUUUUAUACAAUGCUGAUGACCCUGUUUUCUAAGUUCUGCUUUAAUUGCAAAUCAGAUCUGCCCUCUGUGUCAGUGAAAGUACAUGGAACAAUGGCUACAGUAGAUCAAGAGUGCAAGAUAUGCGGUAGAAGUUACAAGUGGCACAGCCAGCCUUUGGUCCUUGGAAGAUACCCGGCUGGAAACAUCUUGCUCAGCUUUGCGGUGCUGAUGGCUGGUGGAUCUAUUAGCAAAGUUUUGCUAAUUUUCAAACACAUGGGUCUUGCAGUUUAUUCUGCCAGAACUUUCUUUCGCCAUCAAACCAAGUUUUUAUUCCCAGUUAUUUUGAAACACUGGACCAACUGCAGAAACAACAUGAUGAGGACAUUGAAGAACAUCUCCAAUGCUUCUUGGUGUGGAGAUGGGAGGUUCGACUCAAUGGGACACAAUGCCAAGUUUGGUGUAUACAGCAUGUUCUCUGCUGAUCUGUCAAAGAUAGUCCAUUUCGAACUUCUGCAGGUAUAUAUAUAUAUAUAUGUAUGUAUAUAUAUAUAUGUAUGUAUGUAUAUAUAUGUAUAUAUAUGUAUAUAUAUGUAUAUAUAUGUAUAUAUAUGUAUAUAUAUGUAUAUAUAUAUAUAUAUAUAUAUGUCUGUGUGUGUGUGUGUGUGAAAUUCAACUAAUAUGAAAAAAUUAAUAAAUUAAUUUUUUAAUGUGUUCAUAUUAGUUGAAUUUCACACUCCAAAAUAUAAUUCACUCCACAAUCUUUGUGUUCAGCACUCUUAGUAGCAUAUAAUAUAGCCAGAUUACUGUAGCCUACUUCAGUAUUUUACUGUGUCUAACGACAAAUACAUGAUUUUACUUGUCAAGGGGAGGGCGUUGAUGCUAAAAGGAUUAACUAAAAAUAUUUAGUAUUAGUGUGAGUAUGUAAAACUAGGUACAUCUGUGCAUUGCCAGCCAGCUAAGAGGUAAUAGACCGAUAAGAUGCAUUUGCCACUGACAAUGUACUGGUAGCUGUGUUUGAAUUUUGUCAAUCAGGGCCAUAGUGAAGAGGCUAAAUCAGGAGGUGUAGUAUCGCAUUUCAGCCCCUAAUUAACCCAUUUAGCUGCAGAGCUUCUCCAUUGACAAGUAGAGUCGUCUGGCUGCCUCUUCAAUCUGUAGACUAUUGUCCUAAUUUCUUAUAUAGGCAAAUGAAACUGGCAGCAGCAAUGCGAUGGAGUUGGAGGGAGCAAAGCGAUGUUUUGCUUAUUUGAAGAAAUGUGGCUUAACCAUCAAUAUUUUUAUAUCUGAUCGUCAUCGUGGCAUCUCCAAAUGGAUUAGAUGUCACCAGAAAACAACGCAACAUUUCUUUGACAUAUGGCAUAUUGCCAAGUCAAUCAUAAAGAAAGUGCUAAAAGCCAGCAAAGAAAAGGGUUGUAAGGUGUUACAAAAAUGGACAAAAGGAAUUAAAACACAUCUUUAUUGGUGUGCUACCUCAACCAAACCAGGAUUUGGGGACUUAAUUGUGGCAAAGUGGAAAUCAUUUAUGCGCCAUGUAUGCAAUAUACAUGAUGAUCACCCUGAUGAGCUUUACAAGAAAUGUGCCCAUGAAGAACUGGAGAAAAGAAAAUGGCUUAAACGCUGUAAGUUGUUUUUAACCCAUUGAGUUGCAUUGUGCCUUGAUCUACACUAUUUAUUUAUUUUGCUCUGUCAAACACCAGACUAUUCUACUUGUCAAGGGAAGAGCGUAUUAAAUUACAGGGGAGAGUGGGUUAAUCCAUUAAGCACCAGCGCUCUCCUCUUGACGAGUAAGAUCAUCUGGCGUUAGACAGAGUAAAAUUCUAAAGUAGGGUGGGUCAGGGCGCAAUGCGACUCAAUGGGCUAAAUUACACUACAUGUCAUGUACUUUGGCUACUUCACUGAUUGGCAUAAUAAUUGAAUCAGUGAAGACAAGCCAACCAGUGUAUAGGUUGUUGCAUUGUAAACAUGGCAAUAUGUUGGCUUGAAAACAUAAGUUACUUGACACUGAUAGUUUGACUUCUGCAAAGCUGCACUAAAAUUAAACUUUUUGCAUUCAACUUUAGGUAGCAAACCAUAUGAAAAACUGAAUGCCAUUGUCAACAAGACAACAUACAUCAAUGAUGUAAGAAAGAUGUCAUCUGAUGCUCAAACUGGUUGUCUGGAAGGCUUCCAUGCAACCCUAAAUCAUUGGCAUCCCAAGAUGUUGAGCUUCUCCUGGAUGGGAACAUAUUGCAGGUACAGCUAGAAAUUACCAACAGUAUCCGACAUUGAAGAAUGCUGGAUGCUGUAAUAACGUAAUCAUAAUAUAUAUAUAUAUAUAUAUAUAUAUAUAUAUAUAUAUAUAUAUAUAUAUAUAUAUAUAUAUAUAUAUAUAUAUAUAUAUAUAAUAUUACUAAUAUAUUUACAUCCUUAAUGAUAAGAAAUUGUUUGUCCUUUUAUCAACAGGCACAUAUUAGCAUGCAUGCAUUUCAAUGAAAAUGUAAGCAGGAAGUCAAAGACAGACAAAAAUGGGGAGGUUUACAUGAAAGUGACCUACCCAAAAUACAAGUUUGGAGAGGAGCUGGUUCGUGAAGUUGCUUGUUCACCAACAUAUGGUAAAUUAUCUUUUUGUGUUCUUGUAAUGGGACUCUCUGCAAAAACAAAUUCCCACCUAGACAAAGAGAAUUCCUGUUGGCUUUUGAACAGAACAGGACCCUUAGGGUGUGAGCACUCCUUUGGCUGUGAGCAAUCUAUUUGACUAGGUUUACCCUUCCCAGAUUAUCAUUCCUUUCAUCAUAUUCAAAGCUUUUGUCAUUAAGUGCAUUUAAGAUGUUUUAAUACAGUUUUUUUCAGCGAUUUUUUAGGACUGUAAAACUGCCCCAAAAACUCAAUCUUGAAUUGAGUUUUGAAUCUUUUCACCAAAAGACUCAGUGCAGUAAAAAUGAAGUUGUUUGAGUUAAAUUCAUGAUGUGUGCAAAUUAGUUUUCAGUUGGAAACCCCACCAAGAAAAAAUGGCUGGAAUUCAUUUCACGACACAAGAAAACAAUACAUUCGCUAUCUUUAACUAGUUUAUAGUCUCCCUUUGUGACCCUGCUUUAACACAUUGCAUUUCAACUACACUUAUUGGGUACCGGUACAGGCGUCAGCCUCCCACAGCUGCCCCACACCUCCAGCUGUUCAGCUAAAGUCAAUCUUCUCUGCAAAAACAGACCCAAGCGAAAAUCCCGAAAAAAAAACCUGUUAAUAAUAUAGUUGUCAAUUUUAGACUCUUUUGUGUUCUAUAAAUAUAUUAUCUUGCUUAAUUAAGGCUAUGUCUCUGAAAUGAAAAAGCUUCUGGUCACUGUAUCAAAGGUUGAAAUGAAGGAGAUAUAUACCAAACAAAAACAGAAAGAACCCAGUCCUCUUACAGCGCAAUUCAUUGAUCGUCUCUCGAGAGAAGAUGCCAUAAAGCGACAAAAGGAAAGACGGCAGAAAACUGUGCAAUUAAUUCCAGCAGGUACAGUAAAACAUACACCCUCUCCCAUAUGCAGAGCAUCUGAGCUUGUAACCACAUGUAAAUCACUUUGAGUUGCAAAACAUACCAAAACACAUUGAGUUGCAUGUGCCCAACUUCACUGUAUUAUUUUACUGUCUAGCACCAGACAAUUUUAUGUGCCAAGGGAAGAGCGCUGGCACUUAAUUUAAAGUCAGACAUACUGUAUUGCAUCUUAUUACAAAUAAUUACAUUAUGAUUAUUGAUAAACUCUUUAUUUUAUUGAACAAAAUGAAGAAAAAUGAAAUAUUUGACAUUUAAUUGCAGCUUUAGAACAAGAUACAUUACUGGCAUCUCAAAAAGAGCUAUUGGCAUCAAAACCCACUAAACAACCAAGACGUAAGCCGCAGUGUAAAAAAUGUGGAAAGCUCAUGAAGGGCCAUUCAGCAACAGAGUGUGCAAGACUUUAAUAUUUACAAAGAUACCUGCUGCAAACAAUAUAUUAUUAAUUUGUACAUAAUUUAUACAGUGCCCUAAAAAUGAUUAGUCUCCUUUGCAUCCAUUCCUUGUGUAGAGUUUAUCUACAUGAGUGCUCACUUGAGUACAUGCCAGUUCUGAAAACAACUAAUUACAGCAAUGUUUCCUAAUUUUAGAAACAUGGCCGGAGAUAUGUUUAUACAGUAGAUAUAUAAUUUGCUAAUAGAAUGGACAUACACAAUACAAAGAGAAUGGAAUGUGCUUGAGUGAGCAGUCACACAGAAAAACCUCUACCUGAGGAACAGCUGCAAAUGAGAUAAAAAAUGUUGCAAAUAUUUUUGCUGUUAUGUUAUUCAAUUGUACAUAGUAUGAUAAAAUAUGGUAGAAAACAUUUCUUUACAAAAAAUAUAACAAUACAACAAUUAGCAAAGACUCUUAAUUCAUGUGUAACAGUUAUGAGUUGUACCGUCCGACACUCAUGGAAAUUGGGGAAACGAGAAAUUGUGUGGAAACAUGACGGCUUUUUGCACAAUUUCUUGUUUUCCCAAUUUCCACAAGUGUUGAUAUAACUGUCAAUAUGGAAAAAUAUUUUAUUAUUUUUAUAAUAUAGCACAAAGAAAUAUAAAGAAAUGAAUGUUCCAUGUUGAGAUUGAGUUAUGUCAACACAACUCUUAGCCAAUUAGCAUUCAGAAUUUAUAUAUUAUUUAUUAAUCUAGGUUUAUACACAACCAUUUGCCAAAGUUUACAACAAAAAUAAAAAAGAGCUGGUUUAUACUUACUCGUUGUCCACACGAAACCUGUUUCGUUGUUUAUAACGUAUACCACUUUUUGUAACUAACAGUGGUCCAACAUUUUUUAAGACCGCUUCAUGGGUUAUUGGCAAGUAUUCCCAGUGUUCUGUUAUACACAAAGCAUCCUUUCCCUCGAACGUAAAUUUCCGCAAACAUUCGCCGAUUUCUUUGCAGCAACGAUAUUCCCUGGCAUUUGCAAGCAGCUCGACACUACAGUGUCCACAUUGGCACCUUUUGUUUAUAAAAAAUAUAAACAGAGUUCAGAAAGACAUUAUUCCCCAAAAUAUUUUGAAUUAUUUUCAUUUCGUUUUAAUAUAAGCCUAAAGUGACAAUUUAAAUAAUAAUCAAGGCGACUUACCAUGAAUUUACUGGGAUAAUUCCGUCAUAUCUUUGGGCAAUAGUAGCCGAAGGAAUGCCAUCUUCAUCGUCUGUUUGCUCAUCGCUUGAACAUU
Paramuricea clavata is the source of this 8289-nucleotide messenger RNA. Lineage: Eukaryota; Metazoa; Cnidaria; Anthozoa; Malacalcyonacea; Plexauridae. The record is from the annotation of a GenBank genome assembly.